This is a messenger RNA of Botrytis porri, 1209 nucleotides long. RefSeq lists its product as uncharacterized. The transcript has 6 exons. The record is from RefSeq and is a predicted model, not a curated record. Gene Ontology annotation, molecular function: carbohydrate:proton symporter activity. Lineage: Eukaryota; Fungi; Ascomycota; Leotiomycetes; Helotiales; Sclerotiniaceae. Gene Ontology annotation, biological process: carbohydrate transport; transmembrane transport. Bases 1 to 1209 code for a protein of 402 amino acids. Gene Ontology annotation, cellular component: membrane.
AUGUUAAAUCUCUCAAAAUAUAAAAUAGAACAUCAAAAGGAGUACCAGGCACGCCAGGUCGCCGGCGGACUACUUAGUCUACCCGCUUGGAUCAAGACUUUUCCAGAGCUCAACACCCUUACUGUCAUAGGCAAUGAGAAAACCAACAACUCCCGGUUACAGGGAACUGUCGUUGCUCUCUAUACCCUUGGAUGCUUUUUUGGCGCCUUGUCCUGUAUCAGAAUAGGUGAUACUCUGGGCCGCAAACGAACAAUCAUGCUUGGAGCAGCAAUCAACAUAACUGGCGCUGUCCUUCAAUCUUCCUCUUAUUUCCUGGGACAAUUAAUCGUUGGACGUCUUGUUUCCGGCUUAGGUUUUGGUGCUUUGACAGCAACUGCUCCGAAUUGGCAAUCAGAAUGUUCUAAAGCACAUCACCGUGGCUCGCUGGUGCUUCUUGAAGGGUUGUUUAUAAGUGCAGGCCUAGCAACGGCUGCUUGGGUAAACUUUGGAAUGUCCCAUUUGUCCGGAGGAGUCACUUGGAGAUUUCCGCUAGCUCUCUCCAUGGUAUGGUCCAUUGUCGUACUAAUUACCAAGCCACGUAUGCCAGAGUCUCCUCGUUGGCUGGUCAAGAAAGGGCGAACAGACGAAGCACGGGAAGUUGUGUCAGCAUUAGACGAUAAGCCAAUAGACUCAGCUCAAGUACAGGCCGAUAUAGCAGAGAUUGAAGAAGGCCUUGCGAUCACCGGGAAAGGCUCUUUUCGUGAUAUUUCUUGCAUGGGCGAUGAACGCCUUUUCCACAGAGCUUGUCUUGCAGUAUGUGGACAAAUGUUCCAGCAAGUGAGUGGUAUAAACGCCCUCGCUUUCUAUCAAGCUACCAUUUUUGAGACUGGCCUCGGGUUAUCAGCACAGACGUCUCGUGUUCUGAGUGCUCCCGUCUUCACUUGGCAGACGUUUUGUUCCCCAAUAGGAGUUCUGACAGUUGAUCGAUUCGGAAGGAGAAAGUUGAUGAUGUUUGCCGCAUUUGGAAUGGGAUCCUGCAUGGCGAUUAUUGCCGGAACAUCUUCCCAGAUUACCAACACAUCAUGUGUCAUCGUCGCUGCAGUAUCCAUUUUUAUGUUCUCGUUGUUUUUCCCUACCGGAUUCCUAGGACUGACUUUCCUCUAUGCUUCGGAGGUUGCACCGCUGAGCGUUCGAGUUCCUAUCACUGCCAUGUCAACAGGAAGUUCAUGA